GCGCAUGCGCAGUGUUCCGGUCGGUCUCCAUGGUGGUGUCGGCGAAAGCCAAGACGAGUACAAAUGGAGAUGGACAGCACUGAAGUGGUGACAGAUGCCCUGCCGUGCUCAACAGAUUUACUUAUAACCUGCAACAACACAGAGGUUCACUCAGCUACACAAAAUCUGGAUCUUCAGGUUUCACUAUGUCCUGACACCACAAACCAACAGCUAUCGGCCUUGACCGAGCAGUACCAUUUCAUCGAUCAACAUGGAAAUUCUAUUCAUUAUGAGAUUCAGGCACUCCCUGGAAAUAGUCAACAAAUGAUGAUCUUGACCAGCGAAUCAGAAAAUGGACAAGUGUUUCAUGUUAUUCCUUCCAGCCAAUCAGGAACAGCUCAGCUAAUUAUUCCUCAUGGGCAAAUCCAAGACUCACCGAACCCUACAGAACAGAGUAGUGACAACCUGCAGCCUGCAGCGGACACUGCUGUGCCAGUCAAUGCCGGUAACCUUAUCAUUCACACCAACUCCUCACUGGCUUUGUCAAGGUCACCAUCCAACAGAUCGCCCGUAGACCAGUUUCAAAAGCCACUGCAACCCUUGCCACCAAACAUCCCUCUAUGGGCUCGUCGGCUCCGUGGCUGUGAGAGGAUUGGAGACUCCUACCGUGGGUACUGUCUGAGUGAGGCUGAGCUGAUGAGUGUAUUAGGCCUGCACAAACAGCAAACUCAGAGCGUCUGGGGGACGCGGCAGUCACCAAGUCCAGCCAAGCCUUCUGCCCGUUUAAUGUGGAAGUCACAGUAUGUCCCAUACGAUGGAAUCCCAUUUGUCAAUGCAGGAAGCCGAGCCAUUGUGAUGGAAUGUCAAUACGGGCCGAGAAGAAAAGGAAUCCAGCCUAAAAAGACUGGAGAGAAUGAGAGUACGUCUAGCCAGAAGUACAAAGCAACAUGUCCAGCAAGAAUAUAUAUAAAAAAGGUGAAGAAAUUUCCUAAUUACAGAGUUCCCACUGAUCCAAAAAUUGACAAAAAGCUGAUUAGGAUGGAGCAGGAAAAGGCUUUUAACCUGUUAAAGAAGGACAUGAAAGAAACCGAAGGAGUUUUAAGAUGGUAUGUGCAGUUACCUGACCAGGAUGCCCAUGAGUAUCAUCACCUAGAGACAGGUUGUUUUUCUCCAUCUCCAAACUCUUUUCAAAAUCCUGCAGAGGAAGAGGAGGAUUUUCUGUGCGAGGAAAACUCUGUUCAACCCUCUAGACUGCAUUCCCGUGUGGCUGAAAAGAUACGGGAGCUGGUAGCCAGUGGGAUUUAUGAAGUUUAUUCAGUCAGAAAACAGUUACGAAAAUUUGUGGAAAGAGAGCUUUUCAAACCAGAUGACAUCCCUGAACGCCAUAAUCUUUCCUACUUUCCAACAGUGGUUGACCUAAAGAAUCACAUUCACGAGGCACAGAAGUCCCUAGGAAAUGAGGAACUCAUCUAUGAUGCAGAAGGCAACCCAGGAACACUUCAGUGGGCCACAGAAAAUGAAAAUGUUCUCAAUGAAAUGGUUACAGUUACGUUUGAAUCCCCAGUUGAAGAAGGAAACAAUUCCUUCUCUACCCCAGAAUGGCAGUCAGAUCUCUCCUUGGAUCAACAAGCUGUGAAAGCUAAACAAUCCUUAAAUAAAGUGGAAAAUCUGACCACAGAACAUACUGGUACUGACACCACUCAGCUGAUCUCAUCGCUUACCUCGAUUCAGCCUAAAAUCUUCGCACAACUGCAGGGGCUCCAACUGCAGCCACAGUUUGCAUCUGCUGAUGGGACACCUGCUCUCAUAACUGUAAACCAACCAGCUUCAACGUUUACAUCUCCUGAAGGUACCACAGCUCUAAUAGCAGUCAACCAGCCAGCCUCGUCAUUUACAACUCCUGAGGGGACAACUGCCCUGAUAACAGUGAAUCCUCCAGCCUUAGGCUCUGGUUGUCUUUUGAACCCUGGCGGAAGCAGUCAACCUGUAGUGUUUAGUCACAUGCAAAGCCAACCAGAUGAGGACUCACCUGUGUCUUCUGUCACAACCUUACCUUCUCCUGGUCACAACUUGGUCAGCAUGGGACAACUAGUGAGAGUGGAAGAUGCCACAGCAGUGGCAGGAGAAGUGCAUCAGAUUCUGCUGGGAGAGAUGCACCCCAUCCCUAUUACAAUUGUAGAGACACAACCAUCUAUUGUCGACGUCAAUUCAGCCAAUGCAUUUUUCACAAAACACAUUGAAGAAGUUAAAGAAGAGACCCUCGAAGAGCAGCUGUCUGCCAUAGAAGAACAAACCACAGAGUGCCAGGAUCCAGCAUGAACUGUGAAAGGAUCAUUUUCCGCUUACUGUGGCCUUUACUGAAGGAGCAGAAUUAAUGAGCCCUCAUAUUGAGGGUAAACUUAAGCAUGGAUGAUAAAAUGUGAUGAUCCAAAAUUUGGAUGUAUUUCAAUAUACUCGACUGUGGCUGCAUUGUUCUCUACAACUGGCUACAAAUCUUCUUCUUAAAUAAAGCAUGGUUAAAGAAGCCAU
Pelobates fuscus (common spadefoot toad) is the source of this 2508-nucleotide messenger RNA. RefSeq names its product calcium responsive transcription factor (gene CARF). The record is from RefSeq and is a predicted model, not a curated record. Gene Ontology annotation, cellular component: nucleus. NCBI's taxonomy places the organism in Eukaryota, Metazoa, Chordata, Amphibia, Anura, Pelobatidae. Gene Ontology annotation, biological process: regulation of transcription by RNA polymerase II. The transcript is spliced from 16 exons. Bases 64 to 2298 code for a protein of 744 amino acids. Gene Ontology annotation, molecular function: DNA-binding transcription factor activity, RNA polymerase II-specific; RNA polymerase II cis-regulatory region sequence-specific DNA binding.